Messenger RNA from Nematolebias whitei (Rio pearlfish), 1131 nucleotides. Its product is annotated as ubiquitin-associated protein 1-like. NCBI's taxonomy places the organism in Eukaryota, Metazoa, Chordata, Actinopteri, Cyprinodontiformes, Rivulidae. Gene Ontology annotation, molecular function: ubiquitin binding. The record is from RefSeq and is a predicted model, not a curated record. Gene Ontology annotation, biological process: ubiquitin-dependent protein catabolic process via the multivesicular body sorting pathway. Gene Ontology annotation, cellular component: ESCRT I complex.
AUGAUGAACGUUUUGGAGGACGUUCCUUUUCAGACCCCUGUGAGUCCGCUGGGGGUGGAAGUACAGCCGACUUCACUGGAGAUGACGGCUCCAGACUGCCAUCAGAUUAUGCAAGAAACUGAGUAUGGAUUUAACCUGGAGAGAUGGAUUUUAAGCAGAGAGCAGCCAGCCUCUCAGGCUCCAUCCUGCCCCCCCUACUGGCUCAUGUUCAGCAGCCCUCAGGAGACUCACAGGCUCAGUCAGUGGGACAGUGAUCUGUGGGCCCCCGGCCACAGCCUGAGUUCAGCAGACGUCCACCGGUUGCACCGUCGUACUGUCAAGUUCCUCCUAACGGACUCUGAUGAAGAGGAAGGCUCUCGUGAGAACAAAGGGUCCUCCUCUGAAGGUGUGCUUCACCGAGUCAACAGCACAGAGCGGCCCCGGAGUGCUGCACCCAAAGACCCGGUGUCCAGAGUCAGAGACAUGCACCUUGGUUAUCCUUCACAUGGAGGCAAGCCUGUUACAUCACAGACCACUCCAGACUGCAGACGAGCCGUGUGUGCCCCGGAGCAGCACAUGUGGCAGCAGGCCAGCCCCCGCUCACUGGGGCCUAAAAACAGCAAGAGGCAGCACUCACUGAGCAGAAAGUUCUCCCUAAACCCACCUCCUGCUGGUCUGUCCAGGCUCCAGCAGCAGCGACCCUCCUCUGCAGGACCAGUGGUCAAAAACCGCAGGAAGAAGGUCCUCACAACCAGUGGCCCUCGUGGGGUUUUCUUUGACUCGGCAGCAGAGCUUCUGACGGCUCUGAGCCAAGAGGAGAGGGAGUUACUUGAAACCAUCACAGAGAAAGGAUACCCGUUACGCACCGCUAUCCUGGCUCUGCAGAAAACAGGAUAUCAGAGUCCAGAAAAGGUCCUAAAAUACCUGGUUUCCAGCGACCGGCUCUGUCAGCUGGGUUAUGAUGAAGCACAAGUGGAAGAAGCUCUGGAGAUGUUUCAGAACUGUGAGAGCAAGGCUGCUGAAUUCCUGCGCCUGUUGACUCAGUUUAAUGAGAUGGGCUUCCAGCAGAGUGCCAUCAAAGAGGUGCUGCUCGUUCAUGAAAACCACCGGGAGCGGGCCCUAGAGGAACUCAUGACACGUACCAUGGCUUAG